Molecule: messenger RNA, 4476 nt
Organism: Nomia melanderi (Alkali bee)
Lineage: Eukaryota; Metazoa; Arthropoda; Insecta; Hymenoptera; Halictidae
Source: RefSeq, a predicted model, not a curated record
CUAGUCAGUCCCGUUACAUUAAAAAUAUACGUGACCAUGUAAACGUAUUGAGCGAGUCCUAAUCUUUUUCAUUAUCUUUAUUUUAUUGCGUAUGUUAUUUAUAUAAGUGGAAUGUAUUAAACGAGAAUACGAACGGGAAAAUAUUAAUUUCACUUGAUACCGUUAUACGAUAAAGUGAUCCGUCGAUAACAAGUCUGAAUCGCUUGUCUCUUUUUUGUACAGAUGGCGCGAACGUGCGCUGAAUUUGAAUUGAUACGCGCUCUAUCUGCGACCGUGGUGGGGGUGGAUAACCACUAUGUCAGUGGGUGUACCUGAAAAAAUAUAAUUGACGUAGCAAUGAUGGAAUCAACAGCAUGGAACGCGAAAAAGGACGAAACAAUAUACAAAGCAGCAGGUUCAAUACUUUUGCGAAAAUAUGGUCAGUUUUUUGAGCAAUUGGCAGAGAAAACGUGGAAGGCUGAUUCCACGUUAGAAUAUUUCAUGGAGGGCCCUUUGCGGCUGGUGUACAAGCCUGUCGAGGAUGUUAGUAUUAUAUCUUUGACAAAAAUGGAGAACAAAUAUUUGGCGAAAUUACUUGCCGCCGUUGCCGCAGUUUGCAGAGAGAUCAGACUUCUUGAGGUAGAGGCUCAAUCUUUCUAUAAAAAGCUAUUUACACACGGGGAAAGAAAUGCUGAGAAUAAUCAAAAGAACAUUACGUCUCUUCUUUCUGACUUGCAAGACCUGUCCGUUUUCGUGAACAGGGUGUGGACCGUUGUUCAUUUAACAACCGAGCAACUGUCCAGUUUGUCUGGUAACACUAGCACUGUAAUAGUUUAUUUACCGGUACUAAUAGAACACUUCAUUGAUCUGUUCGUAAUUGUUCUGACCCUGGAUGAAAUCAUUGAAUCUCAACCAUCAUUGUUAGAGAAAUGGAAGAAAUAUAGAAUGAACGUACGUUCCAUUAUCCACAAUCCGUCACAGUUUGGUAUAAUGGAAUCAAAACUUCAUACGUUUGAUAAGUUACUGAAGUGUUUGCAAGAAAGUUUGUUGAAGAAGGGCAUUUUUUCUAAAACUAUUGAACGAGUGAUGGAUGUAAGUAAAGGUCCUAUGAUGAGCGAACAGAUUACUAAUUAUCUAAAAAACCUGAUUUUAGAUAUAGAAAACAAAUUUAACAAUAGUGCAACAUUGACCAAGAAUUGGAUCAGGGUAAAUAUCGGUCUUGUUGUGGCAAUAAAAUUGUUUGGUACCUGUGAUAAAAAAUUAAUUAAACGAGUGCUCGAGAACAACAAGAAAUUUUAUGCUGUUACUUUGAUUGGAAAUGUUAUUUGGAUACCCAGUAAAUUUUUGAGUGACUUUGUACCAAAAGAAGCUGCUAAUGCUAUUAGUCCGCAAAUAGGAGAGAAACUAUUGUCCUCUAGGACACAAAAACUAUCUCAGACUGUAAACAAUUUAAUUCAAAGAGCUGUUACAUGGUCCACUGAAAUACAGACUAUCUCAAUGAAGUCUAGUCUCCAAGUUUCAGACAUUGGACAAAAACAAUCUUUAUUGAUAGAUUUAAUUGUUUUGUUAUCCCAAAUUAAGGAAACUAUAUCUUUUAUAUUGAACAUGCAUGCAGCACUCAUUAAACCAAUGUAUCGUAAUACUGUUCAAUUGAUCUGUAGAUUAAUAGAAAUACAAAAGUCUUUACAGAAUAUGUUUUAUAUACUGGGACCAGUUAUAGUGCAAUCACAAAGUCAGGUGUUGCAAUACCUGAGCUACUGCAUUUUAAUUACAUUAGAAAACACACGGAAAAGUUUGAUCCAGAAAGACAAAGGUUACAGCAAAGAAAGACUGGACACUUUAUCCCUCAUAAACCUGAGCAUGAAAUUAUUAAAUGGACCAGCCAGCGCGGACAGAAGAUUAAUAAUCAGAUGUGCUUUAGCAUGUGCCAGCCAAUUAACGGAUACGUUUAAAGAGGAAGAUAUGCUGAAGUUAAGGUUCUUAUUAGACAGUUAUGAUACCAUUACCAAGUUACAUAAUAUUAUGAAUGAACUUUGCGACUAUUCUAUAUUAUUGCAUCACCAAAAUAUAAUCCCUGCAUACCUCUCUUCCGUAGCAGACAGUAAUUUGAAUAUAAGUCAUAUUGCUCAUUUAUUUGGUGCAUUCAAUAGUACUAUCAACGAACAGGAAGGAUCAGAUUUGAAAAGCAAGUGGAUCUUACAGUUGAAGGAGAUUUUAACAAAAAACAUAUUGGAACCCUCUUGUCUCGAGAUUGAGAAAAAUUUGAGACUGCAUGUUCAUGCACACUUGAAGUUAGACUCUACUAAUCCAUUUAAUAUUGGAGCAAAAGAUGGUGGAAGAGUAGUGGAAUCUUUACCGCUACCUUUGGCUAACAAUAUGAUAUAUGCCAAAAGGUUUAUUGAACAUUACCUCGAUAAUGUAUUUUACAAUCUCACCACAGUGGCUCUGCACGAUUGGAGAACUUAUCGUAUGAUGCAUGCUCUUGCUCAUUAUAAACUAAAUCUGAAUACUGUACAAAAUCACUUACCAACACAGACCUUGGAACAAGGUCUGGAUGCCUUAGAGAUUAUGAGAAACAUUCAUGUAUUUGUUUCAAAGUAUUUGUACAAUUUAAAUACUCAAACGUUUAUCGAACACACCAGCAACAACAAGCAUUUAAACACCAUUGGAAUUCGACAUAUAGCCAAUUCAAUUAGGACACAUGGUACCGGUAUUAUGAGUACAACAGUCAACUUUGUGUAUCAGUUCCUUCGCGUGAAACUGCAUACAUUUUCGCAGUUUCUUUUCGACGAGCAUAUAAAAUCCAGAUUAAUGAGAGACAUACGGUUCAUCAAGACUCAAAGAGAAAACGGUGCAACACCUUAUACAUAUGAAAGGGCAGAAAAAUUCCAGAAAGGGAUCAGAAAGCUUGGCAUGACGCCUGAUGGUUUGAGUUAUUUGGAUCAGUUUCGCCAAUUGAUAACUCAAAUUGGAAACGCAUUGGGAUACGUACGUUUGAUCAGAUCUGGUGGACUACACGCUAGUUCGAAUGCCAUCUCGUUUCUGCCAGACAUCAACUCGUCCGUGUCUUUCGAAGAAAUGUGCAAGGACUUGAAUUACAGCCCCAUAACUCAAGCAGCAGCUAGGUGCCUGGAAAAUGAUAUCGCAAGUCUGGUGCAGAACUUCACCAAGGGAAUACAAUACUUUAAACUUCUCGUCGACGUGUUCGCAUCUGCGUUCAGAGACACCGAGUCGCAUCAUUUACAACAAUUUUACGCUAUUGUACCCCCGUUAACGUUAAGUUUUGUGGAUAACUCGAUUUCAAAUAAAGAGAAAAUGUUUAAAAAAAACCAAACAGGUGCAGCAUUUACUGACGACGGUUUCGCAAUGGGGAUCGCGUACAUAAAUGCUCUUUUGAAUCAGUCGUUGGAGUUAGAUAGUUUGCAUUGGUUUAAAACAGUUGAGCAACAUCUGAGCAUAGAGAAGGAGAGAGCGGAGAGUAAAAGUGAUCAUGGCGACGAGAAAUUGCAACAAACCAGGGCAUUAACGUUGAAACGUUUGAAGGAGAGAAGCGCUGAGUUUCAGUUGCUCUAUUAUAGUUUGUCCGGGGCCAGAGUAUUCUUUAAACAGUCGGAUACGUAAUGGUAGAAGCGAGUGGUGCUUUAACGGUGCGCAUCGUCAGACUGUUAAUUAAUUUUAAAUUUAGCUUUAUUUUAUAUUGUACAUACACUACUGUUUCACGAACAUAAAAUUGUACAAUAUACAUGAUACUAUUGUAUGCUUUAUAAAACCAGCUUUAAACUAUUUUAUACGUUAUAAAUUUUAUUUUACUUUUGUAAUCCUUUUGUAACUUGAUCAUACGUCACAUAGUAAUGAGCGAAUAAAAGUAUAAGUUAACGAAUGAAAGAUAAAAAAGAAACAGAACGGUUUCUCGAAGGGGCAUUGAAAACAAUAUAAUUUGCUUUUUAUAUCUGUAUAUUUGAGCUCAGUAUUUGUAAUUUAUUUUCACGCCUGUGGCAUGUACUAUCAUAUUUGUAAAUAUUCUACCUAUGCUCAAUUAUAUAAAUGUUUCCUAUAUCAACAAUAUUGCAAUGCUCGAUACUUAUCGUUAAUUAAGUAAUGGCUAGAUGAACCGACUAGAAUUUAUUACACUUCCAGUUACAGCUGCGAAUAACUAAGUACUAAAGGACAAACGUGUACACAUUUGAAAUUAUCAUUAACGCGUAAAAUAAUGAAAGAAGAUGAUGAUCCCUUUCUCGUAUCAAGGAAUUGAAAAGUUCGUCCUUAUGUUACAAAUAAACUCUUACAUCGCCAAUAGACAGAACGCAAAGUCGCGAGUUUCUUAGCAGUCGUUUUCUUUAAAUACUUUGGCUAAAUUUUUUCACUAUGUUUAUUCAGUAUCUAUGAACAUUAUUUGCCUUAUACAUUAACAACAUUCGUUAAUCGCUACAAACAGUAAUGCCUUAAACAAAAAUAAAUUACUUAAAUCUUCCUAUGAAAAAAAGAAAAAACAGUUAU